Molecule: messenger RNA, 4894 nt
Organism: Panicum virgatum (switchgrass)
Lineage: Eukaryota; Viridiplantae; Streptophyta; Magnoliopsida; Poales; Poaceae
Product: putative disease resistance protein RGA4
Exons: 3
Coding region: 385-3972 (1195 amino acids)
Biological process (GO): defense response to other organism
Molecular function (GO): protein binding; ADP binding
Source: RefSeq, a predicted model, not a curated record
AGGCUCGAGAGAACCCUUCUCCCUCGCUCCUGCUGAGCCUCACUAUUCUCCUAUUGCUGCAGACAUGGUGGCCAACAGGUCAGUGACCUGAGAAGCACACUCGUCACCUGCUUUUCUUUCACAGCCCCCGCAGCGGGAGAAGGAGACCCCGGCCCGUGUUGACGCGCUCCUCCGAUGUGGAGUGCAGCAAUAGCUACCCACCAAUAAUUGUCCUUCAGCCUCUUCACGGGUUGCUUUCCCCAUUCCCCUUCUCUUCCAGCUCAAGCAUUCAAGCUUCCCUCACCAUAGUCACCGGUGGUUCACAUUCACUGCCUCCCUCGAUUCUCACAGCGCACACACUGCUUGCCAAUACCUAAGAACCAUCCCACCCCAACAAGGCCAACCAUGGCCAUGGCCAUGGCCGGGUCGCUGCUCCUCCCCUGGGUGGAAGGUUUAGUCGGCAAGGCGGCCGACGCGCUGGUCCAGAGGGUCACUAGCAUGUGGGGCGUCGAUAACUAUCGCCGCAAGCUGGAGGACCAACUGGUGUACGUGCGGUGCCUGCUGGCCGACGCCGAGGAGAAGGCCGAGGCGAAGACGGAGGCCGGCCGCGCCGUCAAGGCGUGGAUGAAGAAGCUCAAGGCUGCCGCUUACGAGGCCGACAACGUCCUCGAUUCCUUCCGAUACGAGGCUUUGCGCGAUGAGGCCCCGCCCAGCAAAUCAGCUUCACGAAAGGUACUCUACUUCUCACGUGAUCGUCUUAUGUUCCAUCAUAAGGCGAGCAGGGAUCUCAAGAACGUGCUCGACAAGAUUGAGGAGCUGGUGGCGGAGAUGAAUACAUUUGGUCUGCUAGAGCGGGCAGAGGCGCCACAAGCUCUGUAUCGGCAAACCUGCUCGGCACUGGAUGAGUCUCUGGAUAUCUUUGGCAGGGAUGACGACAAGGAGGCAGUGGUGAAGAUUUUGCUCGAUCAGAAAGAUCAGAAAGUUGUCCAGGUGCUGCCUAUCAUUGGAAUGGGAGGUUUGGGCAAGACCACACUAGCCAAGAUGGUGUACAACAAUCAUAAAGUCCAAAAGCACUUUGAGUUGAAGAUGUGGCACUGUGUGUCUGAAAAUUUUGAAGCCACAACUGUUGUCAGAUCUGUCAUCGAGUUGGCUACAAAUGGAAGAUGUGACCUGCCUGACAACAUGGAGCUGUUGCGAGGGAAACUCCAGGAAGCGAUUGGCAGGAAAAGGUUCUUACUGGUUCUUGAUGAUGUGUGGAAUGAAGAGCCUCGAAAGUGGGAGGAUGACCUGAAGCCUCUAUUGUGUUCUUCUAAUGGCGGAUCAGGAAGCAUGAUAAUUGCCACUAGUCGCAGCCAGCAAGUGGCCUCCAUAAUGGGCACCCUUCCACCCCAUGAGCUAGCAUGCCUGAGUGAAGAUGAUUCGUGGAAAUUGUUCACAAAGAAAGCAUUUAAUAAUAGAGGGGCACAAGAGCAGCCAGAUGAGUUGGUCACUUUCGGAAGACGCAUUGUUAAUAGGUGCAAAGGACUACCUCUUGCUCUGAAGACAAUGGGUGGGUUGAUGAGUUCAAUGCAUCAAGUUCAGGAAUGGAGGACCAUUGCAGAAAGCAAUAUGGGUGAUACAGGCAAUGAAGUAUUGUCCAUACUGAAAUUGAGCUACAAAUACUUGUCAUCUGAAAUGAAGCAAUGCUUUGCAUUCUGUGCAGUUUUCCCUAAGGACUAUGAGAUGGAGAAGGAUAAGUUGAUCCAACUAUGGAUGGCAAAUGGUUUCAUUCAUGAAAAUGGAAAUAUGGAUUUGGCAAAGAUAGGUGAACUUGUUUUCAACGAGUUGGUUCAGAGAUCCUUUCUUCAAGAUGUAAAUGUGAAAGAGAUUUCUUAUGGAUAUAGAUGUUAUAAGGUAAUUAGAUGUCAAAUGCAUGAUUUAAUGCAUGACCUAGCAAAAGAUGUCACAGAUGAAUGUGCAUUUGCAGCAGAGUUUAUCGAUAAAAAAAUACCAAUAAAUGAUGGAGUACGUCACAUCCUGGUUUCAGGUGAUGAAUGGAAAAAAACCAAUGGAUUAUUCAAAUCCACAUCAUCUCUCCGCACUUUACUCACUCACUCAGAGAACAAGGAUAUUAUGGAAAUUAAUUUGAUGUCAUUAAGAGCUUUGCAAUUGAGAGGUGGAUGCCCUUCUGUCAACUAUAACCAACUCACAAGUACAAUACAUUUACGAUAUCUUGAUAUUUCUGAGUCCAACAUUACUAAAUUGCCAGACUCAGUAUGUUUGUUGUAUAACUUGCAAUCGUUGAGGCUCGAUAAUUGCAGUGGGCUACAGUAUUUACCUGAAGGUAUGACAACUAGUUUGAAGAAGCUCAUCCAUAUUUAUCUUUUGGGAUGUUGGAAAUUGGAACAAAUGCCUCCAAAACUUGGCCUGCUGCAUAAUCUUCAUACACUAACAACAUUUAUUGUGGGCACUGGAGAUGGCUUUGGAAUCGAGGAGCUCAAAGACCUGCGGCAUCUUGGCAAUAGGUUGGAGCUGUACAACUUGAGGAAUGUAAAGAGUGGGUCAAAAGCCAAUCUCCAUGAGAAACAGAAUUUAAGUGAACUAUUGUUGUGCUGGGGCCGCGACCAAUUCUGCAAUCCUACAGAUGUUGAUGCCAUCAAUGAGGAACGAGUGCUGGAAUCUCUCGCACCACAUCCAGAAGGCGAGCUAAAAGAAUUGGAUGUACAUGGGUAUGGUGGUCUGGCAAUUCCACAAUGGAUGAAAGACCCUCGGAUAUUCCUGCAGUUGAGAGAACUCAAUAUUUCCCACUGCCAAAGAUGUGUUGAUCUCCCGACGGUUUGGUCGUUUCCAUGCAUUGGGCAUUUGUCUUUAUCCAACAUGGACAGCCUGACCACACUAUGUAGGAACGUUGACGUGGAAGCUGCAGGACACAAUACCCCUCUGCAAAUAUUCCCGGUGCUAAAGACGAUGCGGCUAAAGCAUUUGCCAAAGUUGGAGAGAUGGGCAGAAAAUAGUGCAGGAGAGAUUAAGAGCUCGAUGACAUUUCCCCAGCUUGAAGAGCUAUUUAUUAGUAACUGUGAUAAGCUUGCAAGUCUUCCAGACACACCAGUUCUGAAAUAUCUGAGCCUAUCUAAUGGCAAAGAGAAAAACUCUGCUACAGGUGCUCUCAUUCCGAUGCCUGUGCCUUUGGACUGCUUGUCGUCUCUUGUUCACUUAGAGAUAUCUUUUUUGCUGGUAGACGUGGUGAUGCCUCAAGACGGCCAGCAAAGUCAGAGUCAAAGACCUCUGGACACCCUGCGACGUUUGUGGCUUAAGGGUGACGACGGCUUCGUAUCAGUAUUUAACAAAUCCAAAUUGCAACUUGGACUUCGGGACUGCUUGGUACUCGUGGAAGAAUUGCGUAUCGAGUUCUGCUCCAAUAUUGUCCGCUGGCCAGUGGAGGAGCUCCGAUGUUUGCCUCGUCUUCGACGUCUGAGUAUUUCGUAUUGCUCCAAACUGGAGGGGAAGGGCUCAUCAUCUGAGGAAGAGGAAAUCCUUCCGCUGCCCCAGCUGGAAACAUUACGUAUAUCCUCUUGUUACAGCUUGCUCCAGAUCCCCAAGUUGCCUGCAUCCCUCGAGGAAAUCGACAUUUCCAUGUGCAGAAGUUUGUUGGCGCUGCCUUUAAACCUCGGAGAUCUGGCCAAGCUGAGGAACCUCGAUGUGUAUGGAUGCAGUGAAUUGAAAGCACUGCCUGAUGGGAUGGAUGGCCUCACUUCCCUUGAGCAGUUGCAGAUUGGUGUUUGUCCAGGGAUCGAGAGAUUUCCGCAGGGUCUCCUCCAGCGGCUCCCAGCCCUGAAACGCCUAACCAUAUAUGUCUGCCCUGACCUGCAGAGGCGUUGCAGAGAAGGUGGGGAGUACUUUGACUUGGUCGCUUCUAUUCCGUAUAAAUACAUUGAAGCAACUGAAAGAAAGAAGCCAUUGAAGUGGUUCCUUCCGUCGUCGUGCGGUGGUGGUUCUCAAUGUCAAGGCAACUGAGCAGUUUGGGAUGAUGGUGCACAUCAGAGUCACGGGCGUCGAAAGGAAGAAGCACAUCGAGCAAGCAAGCCAGUUUUGUUGCUCUGAUCUCGGCUGGAACUGUUUCUCAGGAUAUCAGUUUGGCGAAGGCUGAACGGAACCGCUCAAGACUGCAGUAGUUACACCAUCGUUUCCUUCACUUGAGAUGGGCCUACUACUGGAGCCAACUCCUCUGAGGACGUGGUUUUCCAGAAUGAGCUUGAGCUGCGAUUCCUCGACCAGUCAUACGAACGCCUUUAGCGUCAAGGCAUAGUAAAUUUUCACCUACGGCUACACUACAACUGAACCUUCAUUAAAAAGAAGAAGAGAAGAGAAUACUUCAUCGGAGGUCCUUCAGCCAUCUCCAAAGAGAAGGGUCAGAACUACACGGUAGUUAAAAGAGAUGAAGCAACGCAGUUGGCAGUCCAAUGAUCAGGCGGCUACAGCAGGCGUGCAAUGCUGAGAGAGGUGCUAUGCAAACCAAGCGCUGAGGGCUGCCAACACACUGACCAGUCCUCCCUGAGUGCCCUUUUCAAGUGCAGAUUAGCAGACAGAAGGGAUCUCGGAGGUAGAUUCUGAAUACGGUAGCAUCUGGUUUAUGUGGCCUGCGAAUGCAAUCUCCACAGGAACCUCUGCAUGUGUAAUGUGUUGCUUUGCCAAUUGCCAUCGCGCGUGGCAUGCUUGGUUCGAUUCAUUGGCAGAUUUCUUUUUUUUAAGGACAAAAUGUCAGAUUUCGCUACAAGAGAUUCUUGGAAAUUUGACUCCCCACCUAUUUUCUACCGUUUGGUUUAAUGCCAGAGUUGUUUGAGCAUUGCCAAGAAUCUUUGGCAUGUAAUUGUGAACUGUAAAUCCACACACCUGAAUCUUUUUUCUGUCAAAAUCGCACAUCAAAAUGUUUCCAAGG